Molecule: messenger RNA, 658 nt
Organism: Branchiostoma floridae (Florida lancelet)
Lineage: Eukaryota; Metazoa; Chordata; Leptocardii; Amphioxiformes; Branchiostomatidae
Product: deleted in malignant brain tumors 1 protein-like
Exons: 3
Coding region: 1-594 (197 amino acids)
Cellular component (GO): membrane
Molecular function (GO): protein binding
Source: RefSeq, a predicted model, not a curated record
AUGCGUGGCUACAAGGACGCUAUCGCCUCCGUCGGUCAGGCUGCGUACGGGGAGGGUACAGGGCCGAUCCUGAUGGACAGUGUCGGAUGUACCGGCUCUGAGCCUCACCUGGCCGCUUGUGCUCACGAGGGAUGGGCCGUGCACGACUGCAAGCACGAAGAAGACGCCGGGGUUAUAUGCCAACAUUUGGACAUAGCAUUCUCGGCUGGUUGGAGUGCUGGUCACACCCGCCCGAGCAGCAACAGCUACACCAUCCCCUUCGACCAAGUCUACACCAACAUCGGGGGCCACUACUCAACCAACGGCAGGUUCACGGCACCCAUCGGUGGACACUACUUCUUUGUGUUCAACGGCUAUUCCGCAUACCUCGGCAGUUACGGUGUGUAUAUAAAUUUCAUGAUAAACAACAGUGCUUACAAGACUCAGUGGAUAUACGACGCUGACACUGACGAUAGCUACGACACAUCUAGUAACAGCAUUAUUGUCCACUUGAACAGAAAAGACUAUGUUUCUAUCCAGAUUGCUACCACCAGUUAUGCCCUGAGCGGGUACGAAAGAACCACCUUCUCUGGCUUCUUGGUUCAGGCAGAUUAACAUAACCUUUGAGAUACCAAAGUCGUACAUAAAAUGAGCAUGCUGGUCUAAAAUGUUACGCCAU